Messenger RNA from Sporisorium graminicola, 1698 nucleotides. RefSeq lists its product as uncharacterized. The record is from RefSeq and is a predicted model, not a curated record. The coding region runs from base 1 to 1698 and encodes 565 amino acids. NCBI's taxonomy places the organism in Eukaryota, Fungi, Basidiomycota, Ustilaginomycetes, Ustilaginales, Ustilaginaceae. The transcript has a single exon.
AUGGCUAUCGCAUCCGUGGCCCUGGCGAGCGAAGAUCCACUCAACACGGUGGCCGUCGUGCCAUUCGACCUCGAUUCAUCAACGACGAGCCGUGGCGCUUCUGCAUAUUCCUCGACACUGACAGCAUCGGCCAACUCGCUGGCCGCCGCAGCAUCGAAUUUGAUCACGGCGAUUGCUCAAGGCUCAACAGCCUUUGGUGUAUCGGAUGUUGAUCAUGAAGAUGCUCGAUCUGAUACUGGAAGCGAUCAAGGGUCGAGCUCGUUCACCUACACGGCUCCUGCCAGUGCUUCCUCGAAUGCGGCGCAGCAAGGCUGGUACGCCUCGACCCCGUACCACAUCUCGAACCGCUACUACGACGCAGAUAUCACGCUCAAGGCCACCAAGGGUGCACUAGUAGGCUCGAACGGGAAUCAAGAGCGAGACACGGAUGCUGCUUUGUCGCAGUCAUAUCCAGCCUACCUUGUGGUCGUCGACCGCAGUCGCAGCCUGGAACACCAUCGUCUGCUGGCAGCCAAUCUCGAGUCAAAAGUAGCACCAGGCUUCGAUGCAGACAUCAGCAUCGUCGCCGGUGUAUCGUUCAUCUCUUCAACCCACCCGCAACUAGUUACCGUCCUGGAUGACGAACGGCCCAUCACAUCCACCUCGCGUCACCAAAUGGCGUCACAGGCAGCGACACCAGCCAAAAUUAGCGACCUCGUUGCGCUGUACGCCGAUCACGGCUGGGAGUUCAUCGCGAUUGACGAGCUCGAUGUAGAUGACUCGGAUGCAGCGCUCAGCCUAGACGAUGGUCGCGAAGGCAGCUACAGCGAAGCUGACGACGACGACGACAAGGACGGCAUCGAGCGCAUACGUGAGGCACUCAUGAAUCACAUGUGGAAUGGUCUCGUGCGCAAAGAUCAAUUUGCCUCUUCGGCUCAUCGGAGCGAGCCACACAAUGACUCUGCAAGUAGUCGCACGAGUAGCGUCCCCUUCUCGAGCUUCUCAGACGCUGUCAAUCAAGGACCGGAUGACUCUGACGCUGUCGCGGACGACGCGCGCGGGGCGCAGUUGUCAAAUCCUGACGCCGACUUCGAUGGCAGCGGCGGUCUGCCAAGACUUGACCUGGACAACCACGCCGAAGCUAGCGAUCUGGAUGAGCAGCUCGCAAAACUAUUCCUGUCCAACGCAAAUGGGUCAACUGACCUUGCGGAGCUCGAAGCGUUCCUCGAGUCUCAAGACCCGUCCUGGCCGGGGCCGCCGACUCGAUCUGCGGCAUUGUCCGGCACCGACACUGCCGAUGCAACUCAAACAUUCGAAGAUGACUUCGACGACUUUCUGCCAUUCCAAUCCGCACCCGCCUCUUCGGCUUCUCAACCAGAAACUCAACAAGCCGACGCGAGCGAUACUGCAUUCGACACAGAAGACCUCCCGUCGAUGCAAGACAUCUCGCACAUGCAGAGUCGCCUCUUCGGUUCCAACGCAGCAGCUCGCUUGGAAGCAGGGCCUCUCGGCAUGGGCAACCAGACCAACAACGCAGGCGAAGGUGAUCUGGCGUCUCAACUCCAACAGCUGCAAUGGCAUGCUCAGCGGGUACGGGACAUCCAAGACCCCGACCAGCGGCGGAAAGAGGCUGCACUGGUGGCUCUCGCGUUCAGCAUGCAAUGGUCGUCCGACAGCGAAGAUCCGCUGAGAAGCGAUGCUGGGGGGAUGACGUUCUAG